Nematocida ausubeli is the source of this 2304-nucleotide messenger RNA. RefSeq lists its product as uncharacterized. The record is from RefSeq and is a predicted model, not a curated record. Lineage: Eukaryota; Fungi; Microsporidia. The transcript has a single exon. Bases 1 to 2304 code for a protein of 767 amino acids.
AUGGAUUUAAUUAAUAUUAAUGAAAAUAAUAUGAUGGCAGGACAACCUGAUAACCUUAGCAUGAAAGUAACAAUAGAAUUUCCGCGGGAACUAACCCAGCAGCAGAGAGAUCUCAAAAAUGAUCUUCUAACGAUCUUUGCAAGUGCAAAUGACUUGCAGAGAAAGAUUUCCGAUGCAACCGACAAAAUGCUUAUGAGUACAGAAGUCUGGAAAGAGCUGAUCACUCUGAAUUUCUCAGAAGAAGCAAGGAAAAGGAAAGUAGCACACUUUUUGGCUACAAACUGGAUAAAGGAGCAAAAUGAUGACCUUAUACAUAUUGUAGGUAUGCUAAAGAGCAAAAAUUGCCAGCUGACAGAGAAAGAGCUGAAUCCAAAGCGUACAGAAGAAAGAUUAGACCUCUUCCUGAAAGAAGUUGGCAGAGGUAUAGCACACUGGAUAGAAGUAGAAUUUGCAAUAGAUCUAAUAGUUGACAGAGACUAUAAAGAUACGCAACCCACAGGUAAUUCAUUACGGAUGACAACCCAGGAGAGAAACUAUACAAAGGCUCUGCACCAAGCAUAUAGAAUGAUAAUCAAUGAAAGCAAUAUGAUAAAAGACAAAAAUUCAAACAUGCACCACUAUAUGAAAAGUAUUCUGGAGGAAUACUAUCAUCGGAUAUGUAAUGUGAUUAGACUAGACGAGAAAGAUGUAGAAGUACAGCCAGUUGAUAAAAUAUUCAUGCAUAGCCCAGAUGCAGUUAAUAUUGAGGAUAUACUGCGAAGUAUAGAGAGUAAGUUUGCAAUGGAGAUGGAAAAACCCCAGCAUGAUACACGUGCUUCAGUUAUCGCAUUACUAAGUGAUUUGAAGACUAUUUUGCAAAACUGGGAUGACAUUGUGAAGGCGGAGGAGACUGUAAGAAAACUUUUCUACAGUGAAAAACUAGAGAACUUAGUAUACAAUUUGAAUGGAAGAGAUGGGGAUACUUUGAAAGAAUUCAACAAGAAGCUAGACAAGUAUAUAAGCCAACAUAUAAAACGAAAAGACACUGAUGUGUUAAAAGCACAUGCGAAGAUACAUGGGAAACAAAGUAAAACAGAGUAUCUUCUUAAGAUAUACCAUAACUUGAUAAAUCUUAUCAAAAAUAACGGUGAUAUUAUCAAGAAGGCAAAAAAGAUAGAGUUUUCUACAGAUAUUGAUGAGUGUCUGGACAGAGAUGAAUUAUAUAAGAUUUAUUCUUAUCAAGCAGAAAGCCAUGUGCAGCCAUUCAGUAGAGAGCAGAAGAGUGCAGUAAAUAACUACGGUAUUGGGUCAAAGAGAAUGCUUUUUUCAUCUUUAGACAGGUUAAUUUCAUUAUUUUGGUCAAGAUGCACACCCGAUGUAGUCUAUGAUAGCACUGCACUCCAGGAAAACACAGAAGACCCACAUUUAACUAACAGUAAUUUAUUAACUAGUGCUGUGAAUAUUUCAAACCAUACGGAGACAUCCAGCAUGUUAAAUGAAUUUAAGCCAGUGCUGCCACAAAACUUCUCUGAGAAAGUGAAUUCAGUAGGUAUUUUUCUCUCUGAACAGACAUCUGAAAAUACUGAAGAGGAUUUGCACAGUAUGAUUACUGUGGAAAGUAUUUUAUCCACUGAAAAUAGCUCAGAACGAACUAACUUUCUUCCUUCAAGAGAGCGAUAUAGGGACCUUUCAAACGAGAUAGAUAGUUUAAUAGACACAGAAACUGAAGAGAUUUCUCUGAAAAGAAUAUAUACUGUGGUAUUUUAUGUAGUUAAUUCUCUUCUACUAGGGAUAUCAAUAUACUCUACCAUUCUAGGAAGCAUGUUAAUAGCACACAUGUUUGGGUCAUUAGAGAAAAUAUCCGUUAUAUAUCUAUUAUGUGUACUUUUAGCCUGCCUAUCUGGAGGACAUGUAGCUUUAGAUAUUCUAUACCUUUUGGCAUCAAUCAUUAGAGAUAUACGCGCAAAAAAACACAGAAUCAAUACUAUUCUCACUGUAGGGCUUCUAUUUUUCGCUAGCAUAGCCAUCGGAUGUGGCCUAGUCUUCCCUUUUCUAUUCAAUCUAGACAAAAUAGACUCAUAUUUUUCUUGGCUGGGUCUCUCUCUUCUUGCAGCAGUUAUAUUUAUGAUAUACUCAAUGUGUAGCAAAGAAGAAAUAUUGAAGGAAAUGCAUAGAAUAAGAGAAAGAUCUGCAGUAAAUCGCAAAAUACCAGAUAUUAUUUUAUAUGCUGUAGUAAUGGUCAUAGCAAUCACAUUAGUACAUGCAGUUCAGAUAGUAUUACUAAAUGAUUUGCCUUCUUUAUUCAAUAGACUUUGGCAAGAAUAA